Messenger RNA from Cynoglossus semilaevis (tongue sole), 459 nucleotides. RefSeq names its product putative peptidyl-tRNA hydrolase PTRHD1. NCBI's taxonomy places the organism in Eukaryota, Metazoa, Chordata, Actinopteri, Pleuronectiformes, Cynoglossidae. The record is from RefSeq and is a predicted model, not a curated record. Gene Ontology annotation, molecular function: peptidyl-tRNA hydrolase activity.
AACUUCCUGUCCGGGAGAAAAAUGGCGGCUUCAGGAGCUGCAACUCCAAGCCGGCUGGUCCAGUACGUGGUUGUUCGCGCGGAUCUGGUCCAUAAGCUCUCGUGGCCCCCGGGGGGCGGGGUAAAUCAGGCCCGGCCCGCCGCCCCGCACAAAGUGGUGCUGGGGGCUCCAGAUGAGGAGGCCUUGUCGUCCCUUUCAGAGAAUCUGACUCAGGCUGGAGUUUCUCACAAGCUUUGGAUAGAGCAGCCUGAGAACAUCCCCACGUGUCUGGCUCUGAAACCCUAUCCUAAAGAGACUGUUCAGCCGCUGCUGCGCAAGUUCAAACUCUUCAAAUGACCAGGAGGAAAACAGUGAAAAAAACAGGAACAAUGCAUGAGAUGACGAUACCCCAAACACCCAUGUGCUUAAAUAGAAUCAAUAACAGAAACAAUGUAUCAUAGAAUAAAUAAUUUAACCCUG